Carassius auratus (goldfish) is the source of this 2244-nucleotide messenger RNA. Its product is annotated as zona pellucida-like domain-containing protein 1. The record is from RefSeq and is a predicted model, not a curated record. Bases 259 to 1515 code for a protein of 418 amino acids. Lineage: Eukaryota; Metazoa; Chordata; Actinopteri; Cypriniformes; Cyprinidae. The transcript is spliced from 11 exons.
GUUACGUUAAGUAGAAAAAGAAACCAGGCUAUUGUCAGCUGCAUAUCUGGAGGCCCAUGUUGUGUAGAGUUUUAGCAAGUGCCUUUAGGCGGUCAACUAUGGGACUUUAUUCACAAAAGGGCUGGUCCCAAACAGUGGCCACACCAAACCUUUCUGACCUUAUUUCAUUACCAUCCCACACAAUGGAAAGUGCUCUAUAAAAGGACUCGACAGUUCACAAGAUCUCACAGGCAGAGGAUACCCAAACCAGUCGCAAACAUGAUCCAAGGUUCGCGUUCUGCAAACAACUGGAAAGAUAUUCCCCUCAACAUUUUCCUCUUCCUCCUAGUCACAAAAUUCGAUAAAAGCUUUCAGUUAACACUGAGCGACUGCGGAUCAGAGUUCAGACGUCCAGAGUACACAGACAUCUCUGUAGACUGUGGAACGGAGUACAUCAGCCUGGCUAUCAAAUUCUGUCCUGUCAUGUACACUGGCUACAACGAAUCGGAGUUAAUUCUCAACAACAUCAUGAAUAACCCAGACUGCUAUGCGACCCUCGAUACUACCGUUUCACCUCCUGUGGCUCGAUUUAGUUUGCCGAUUAACUCAACCGAUGGCUGCGGCAGCAACUUUGUUACAACAAGUAGUGUAGGGACAGGUGUAUUCUCAGAGUUCUCCAACAUCGAAACGGUCAACAUCAGUGGAAUUAUACGAUCGAAAGACAUCACAACAGGCACAGUGACGUAUAACGCUGAGCUGAAGUACUACUACUCGUGCGCCUAUCCUCUGGAGUACCUGAUCAACAACACUCAAGUGGAUGUGUCGGGCUCCUCGAUUGCAGUAAAAGACAACAAUGGCAGUUUCAUCAGCACUCUGAGUCUCAGACUCUUCAGUGACAUUAACUACACCCAGCCUCUUGUUAUGCCUCCCCUCGGUAUUGAGCUGAGGACUAAUGUGUUUGUGCAAGUGGAGGCCGCCAACUUGUCCACCCAGUACUUUUUGCUGUUGGACAGAUGCUUUGCCUCUGUUUCCACCAUCCCUACCACCAGGACCUACUACGACCUCUUUAUGCCUUGCGGUGGUGAUCGGCUCACUAAAAUGAUGGUGAAUGGGGAGAUGCAACGUGCUCGGUUCUCAUUUCCGGCCUUCCGCUUCACAGAGCAGCAGAACCAAACAGUUUCAACAUACUAUCUGCACUGCAUUACAAGACUCUGUGAAAUAUCAACCUGCAGUGCAUUUAGGCAAUGUCGCAAACGAAAAAGGAGAGACGUUGUGCCUUUAACCACCACUCCUUCUCCAAAUGGAGUCACAGAAGCCAGAACCCUCACAUCACCAGCCAUCGUUAUACGUGCAGAUAAUGUGGUGGCAACAAAAGAGGAAGAAGUCACAAUCAACACGGAAACACCUUCAGACUCUUCUGUGGGUCUCGGCUUGGCUGUGGGCAUCCUGGCAUUUGCCUGCAUCAUGACUGUAGGAUUGGGAGCAGUUUUCUACAAGAGAUACUGGCACAACGCACCUUCAAAUAUGCCCCGGUGAGCUGUGACACCCUGCUCUUACUCCAAGAGAAGACUGCUGCUGGAGGGCUGAGCAGGGCUCAGCAUAGAACUGUGUCAGACAUCUCAAUAUUUUCUAUAAUGUUUCUAGCUGAAUAAUCAUAGCAUAAUGUGGUUUAGAAGAGCAACAGUGUACUACUACAUCAGCUCUACAUCUUAAACUUGUGUUUGACCUGGGAAUACAUGUUAAAUGCACAACCAAAACAGAGCUUUAAUCCUUGGUUUAUAUAAGGCAAUAUGAAUUCUCUGUAUUCUUGUGUUUUGCAAUAGUGCAUUAAAAAUACUGACCCAUCAAAUGAAUCCAAUCCCAAUGAGCUCACACCGUGGUACCUGUAAAACACAAAAAGGAAAUAAAUCUGAAUGUAUGUGAUGGGUUUACCUUCUAAAAUGUAAUAUGUUAUUUAUUAAACACUACUCUUUCUGCUUAUUCCUCAUUUAACUUUGACAUCCCCAUAUCUAAAGACUACUAAUGCACAGCCCAAAACAUCCCUGCAUUUACAAUGAAACACAUCCUUUUAAAUCAAUAAAGCAAUAGCAGACUAUUAUAGAUUCCUUCUGCAUGUUCAACUUCAUAAAUAAAGAAAUGGAAAUAAAAGCAAUUUCAAAUGAAAGUGAGCUGAAGGAGAGUGCAGCAAAGCGUUGAUCUUUAGAUCUGAAGUUAUGUUCUUGGCUCUGCAAUUUUGUAACUUCUUUUAAAGUCAUAUGGAAGACU